Messenger RNA from Eublepharis macularius, 3228 nucleotides. Its product is annotated as hexosaminidase D-like. The record is from RefSeq and is a predicted model, not a curated record. Bases 180 to 1874 code for a protein of 564 amino acids. Gene Ontology annotation, biological process: carbohydrate metabolic process. Gene Ontology annotation, molecular function: hexosaminidase activity. The transcript is spliced from 15 exons. NCBI's taxonomy places the organism in Eukaryota, Metazoa, Chordata, Lepidosauria, Squamata, Eublepharidae.
CGGCGCCAGGGAAGCGGGCCUCCCCGGGAAGGGCCGCCGGCAGCGCCAGCGACGCCCGCCAGAUCCGCGCCGGGCGGCCUUUCCCCGCCGCGGAGGAGGUGGGUAGCCGUGUUGGCCUGCAGUAGAAGAGCAAGAGCCGGGUCCAGGAACACCAUAAAGACCAACUAGAUUUCCAAGAAAUGGCGCUCCAUCGCAACCAGAAGCUGAACCUCCUGCGAAUUGCAGUGCUGCUGACUGCAGCCCUGGCCGGCCUCAAGUUUUUCUUCCGAGACAGUUUCAUGCUGGAUCAGCACAAGGGCCCCAGCAGAGAGAGCAGCUUCUGGGACAAAGCCCGCGACCGCGAGGAGUCAGCCAAGCCAAGGGAUGGAUCCUUGGAGCUUUCGGAGGUCAAGGCAGCCGCCGUCAGGCAAGAGAGUCGGAAGCAGCCAGUCCAGGAUUUCAGCACCACCCAGAUGCGGCUGGUGCACCUCGACCUCAAGGGGGCAGCCCCAAAAGUGUCCUACCUGGAGCAGGUCUUUCCACUGUUCUCCAAACUGGGUGCGAAUGGGGUCCUGAUUGAGUAUGAAGAUAUGUUUCCAUUCAAGGCAGAGCUGGAAGUUCUUAAAUCUCCAUAUGCCUACAGUGAAGAAGACAUCGAGAAAAUUCAGGAUCUGGCUGAGCUCAACAAACUGGAGGUGAUCCCCUUGGUGCAAACCUUUGGACACGUGGAGUUCAUCCUGAAGCAUGACCGGUAUCGGCACUUGCGGGAGGUGGAGCGUUUCCCCAACAGCUUCAACCCCCAUGUCCCUGAGACGUUCACCCUCCUGAAGGCCCUGCUCACCCAGGUGCUAAGCAAGCACCGGCGUUCCAGCUGGGUGCACAUUGGGGCUGAUGAGGUCUUCCACUUAGGGGAAGGGAUGGAUUCAAAGAACUGGCUGAGUCGCAAUGCGGGUGAUGUGGGCAAGAUGUACCUGAACCACAUCCAAGAGGUGGUGCGCUUCGUGGCCAGCCAGGACUGGGGACUGCAGGUGCUCAUGUGGGACGACAUGUUGCGCAAGAUCAGCGUGGCAGCUGUCCAAGAUUCUGGCAUCACCAAGUACGCUUCACCCAUGUUGUGGUUCUAUGCCCCAAACUUUGAUACACAACAAAUAGGGAAAUACAUCUCUAAAUACGCUGAGUGUGGCUUCGAGACCAUCUGGUUUGCGAGUGCCUUCAAAGGCACCACCGGCCCUGCCCAGGCCUGGACCCCCUUGAACCACCACCUGCAAAAUCACUUGCAAUGGCUGAGCAUCAUGCAGUCCAUGGCCAAGACCCCCUUCACCAGACUCCAGGGCAUUGUGCUCACAGGCUGGCAAAGGUAUGACCACUAUUCGGCCCUGUGUGAACUGCUUCCCGUCGGGAUCCCAUCACUGGCUGUGUGUCUGCAGACCUUGGUGAAUGGUGGAUUUAAUGAAGCAACCAAAAAGAAGGUCUUGGAUCUCCUGGGCUUCAAAAGCCUGCAGCUGGAGAAGAGCACCUGUGCUGGCAAUGGUGCCUUUCCAGGCUCGGAUAUCUAUCGGAUGGUCGAGCAAGUCAAUGGGCAGCUGAAAGAUGCUGUCACCAAAGUCCUGGAAGAGGAGAGCUCCAUCAAGGGAUGGUUCAGCCCAUAUCACCGCAAACACCACUUUGGCAAUCCACGCAACAUGGAGGGCUUUGGCAGCAAAGUGCUCAAGGUCCAUGAGGACUGGGAGAGCAUCAUCCAAACGCUGCGCUCACACAUGGAGGCCAUCUACUUCCCGGACACAAUCGAGGAGUGGAUGGAGGAGAACGUCAACCCGCACAUGGACCAGCUGCGCAAGUUUGUCUGGGACUUCAAGGAAAUCAUCCGCCUCAAUGCUCGACCCAAGACGCAGUAGGGACUGCAGCCCUGCUGCAAGAUGGCAGCCUGGAAAGAGCCCUCUGGUCUGGCUGCUCCUGUGUUCUUUGUUUGACUUGGAAGGUGCUCUGUGUGGGGGGGGGAUGUGGCUGCUGUGGGGACAGAGGCUCGGCGGGUGGACUUUCCUUCCCAUCACUGGGCCGGGAGACAGAGGCUGUUCCCAGCAGGCCUGCCCCCCCUCUUGCUUCAGGAUAGCCUACAAAAGCAAGAUGACGGAUCAGAGUGGAGAGACUUCCACGGGAAAGGGAAGAAGCCGAAACCCUUUUUGGCAACUCCCCUGGGGCAGAGGCCCCCCUUUCUGAGGGCCGUGUUGGGCAGUGAACCAGAGACACCCGCUGCCCUUUCCUGACACCCCCCCCCCCCAAAUCCUUUUGCCUCCUCACAACUUCGUUUUUCUGUAUUUGAGGCCAGGCCGUUCUCCCUGGAGCGAGUGGAGACUGGACCUGGGGCACCCAGUUGCAGGUGCCUGGCCUCAAUUUCUCUCCCUUGCCCAGAUCAGGGUCUAGUGAGCGCUGCUUUGAGUGCUGAUGGUGUGUCUUUCCAGUUCCAACCUGCCCUCUCCAGUGCCAGGAAGGGCUGUCCUACUGAAUAAGGCCGUGGGCUGGCGGGAGAGCCGCGGUUGACUUGAGGCCUGCCGCAGGAGCAAAGGUGCGAUGAUGCAGGCUCUCUUACGGUACAGCCCUUGUGCAGGAGAGCAGGACAUGUUUUGUGUGUCACCAGCAGCAGACACGGGUCACUUUCAUGGCUCCCUUGACAAAUCUCUCUCCUCUGAAGCAGCGGCCAGGCCUGGUGCUGUGACCACGUACCUGUGCACCUGGGCAGAAUUUGUCUACAAUGAAUGCAGAUGCAGCAAGCGCACCGCCUACUAUUGCCAAGGCCUCCUCGGAGGAUUUCUGUAUCUGCUGCUGCAGUCGACCAAAAGUGGGUCUUGAGGAGGGAGACUUGGCACAUUCCUUGUACAACAAGCUGCGUAGCUAAAGCCAGCUCACUUCAAACCCCCACCCCUCUGAACACCCCCCCCCUUCCUGCUGCCGGGUCACUUGCCUCCCCCUUUCCUCCCCGUCGUCCAGUGUGGCCCAUGCUGCCGUGUGAGUGGGAGAAGAGAAUGAGCGCCCGCCGAUGGCUGUGGUCUUGGUGGUGCUGCUUUGUCUCUGAAGCUGUGAAUGACAGCGGCUGUCCUGCCCUGGCCAGGGGGCUCUCAGUUGCUUCUGGGCCCAUGUGGUUGGGCGUUUCCGAGUUUUCUUGCUGGGAGCUGCACCCCCCCUCCCCCCAUACAGAACAGAAUGCUUCUGUGAUGUGGAUAUUAAUAAUAAAACAAAAAGUAUUUUUUCUAA